UUGUGACUUUUAAACGCUCGUUCUUUUUUUUUUUUUGAGCUCUCUGUUUUUUUCAAUGACUCCUCCGCUGCUGCUGCUGCUGCUACCGGGCUUUAUCCGUCUCCGCGUCGCGUCUGCACGAGUUUUUGCCCCGAAAGCAACUGCAUGUCUAUAUAGUGCUGCGAUACGAAAAGUAACAUUUCUCUCCUGGGGUUUUUUUUUUCCACGCAAAGUGUUCACAGCGUUGUGAGUUCUGCAUUUCCUAACGUUUAAAAACGAGGUUCAGUCUGGUGCGCUGGGUGGAAGUGACAAAGUGUGCCAAAUGGUCACUUUCUUCAGACGCAAAACAGCGCGUUUGUUUUUGCCUCCACAGCUGAGCAAUGUGUUGUUUUCUAAGGUUGUUCACGUUCACAGAAAGCUGCAGUAGUCCCAACAUUUGUAUAGAAGUCGCAUGGAAAUGGGCCCCUAAAUAGACUGUUGAUGGCAGCGAAAAGGAAAUACAUGGACACAGAAUUGCCCCCUCAGGAAUCUGAAGACCUCUUCCAGGAUUUAAGCCAACUCCAGGAGACAUGGCUCACAGAAGACCCAUGGACACUGGCUGAGCAGCAUAAACAUGAAGACAACAAAACUCAGGUUCCGGACAGUGAUGAACAAUUUGUUCCCGAUUUCCACUCUGAGAACUCGGUGGCAUUUCACAGCCCGCCAGUCACCAUCAAGAAGGAGCCGCAGAGCCCGGGAUCCGACCCCAGCCAGUCCUGUAGCCACAAGCAGAGCUUCAGCUACCCCAGCGGAGAGCAGUGCCUUUAUGCCAGUGCCUAUGAGCAGAAAAGGGCUGCAGGAGGAGCCAAGAGCUCCUGCCCGGGGACCCCCAUGUCUCCCAUGCAGCAGCAUUACUCCCCGAAACCCGCCACGGCCGGACGGCCCGACGCCGGCUACAUGAACCCCGCCGCCACCUCCCAGCCACUGCCUAGCAACAGUUACCCCGUCAACCCCAGUUCCAGGUAUCAGGGCGCCUCAGGAGACCCCAUUUGCCCCCAGUUCCCUCCACCAGGGCAGGCCUUUCAGCGCAUGCCAUCUGCCCCUGCUGGACAUGGAGGCAGUGGGGCAGGUGGAGGUGGAGGACCAGGAGGAGGAGGAGGUGGAGGAGGGGGAGGUGGUGGAGGUUAUCACCGGCAGCACUCGGACCCCUGCAUGCCGUACCUGCAGCAGAGCUUUAAGCAGGAGUACAUGGACCCGCUGUACGAGCGGGCGGCUCACAUGGCGGGACCGGGACACCGGAGCGGACCGGGACACGGACAAGGACCUCACCCCCAUCCCCACCAACACCAACACCCUCACCCCCAUCCACAUCCGCACUCACACCCGCUCCCACACAGGUUCCCACCGGCCCACAUGAUGGUGAAGCAGGAGCCGACAGACUACACCUAUGAACCCGAUGUGCCUGGAUGUCCCUCCAUGUACCACCACAGCGAGGGCUACCCAAACCCCCAGCACAGCAAUGAAGGCUAUCUGUUCGAAAACGACUCCCGUGUGGUUCCAGAGAAGUUCGAAGGGGAGGUAAAACAGGAGGGCGGCGGCGUUUUUCGCGAGGGCACACCGUACCAGCGCCGAGGCUCUCUGCAGCUCUGGCAGUUCCUGGUGGCCCUGCUGGACGACCCGGGCAACGCUCACUUCAUCGCCUGGACCGGCCGCGGCAUGGAGUUCAAACUCAUCGAACCCGAGGAGGUCGCCCGGCUGUGGGGGAUGCAGAAGAACCGUCCGGCCAUGAACUACGACAAACUCAGUCGCUCUCUGCGCUAUUACUACGAGAAGGGAAUCAUGCAGAAGGUGGCGGGCGAGCGCUAUGUUUACAAGUUUGUGUGCGAGCCCGAGGCCCUCAUCUCUCUGGCCUUCCCCGACAAUCAGCGGCCCAGCCUGAAGGCCGAGUUCGAGCGCUACGUCAACGAGGAGGACACGGUGCCCCUGUCCCACCUGGACGAGGGAGUCCCCUACACCACAGAACAAGCCCCCCAAAACAUGGGCCCCCAGCCCUACUCCAAAGGCUACAUGUACUAAAAAGCCAGCCCCCUGCCACCCAUCCUCCCUCUUUUCUCCCCACCUUCAGAGAUCUUCCUGUUGUACCGACCCAUCAUCAUACACACCUUGAAACCCCCCUCCCCCACCCCCCCUCCUGCACCUCUUGCACAUGCCCACCCCCUCCACUUGUAUAUAAGGCUAUGGUGUUUUUGUUUUAAAUUAAUCUCAUUAGGGAUUCUUUUUUGUUUUUGUUUUUAAGAGUUGCAUUCCUCUCACAUCUGAGGCCUGUUCAAUCCAAGACAUGACGAUUGUGGUUGAAGAGAUUGCUUAAUAAAUACCCAUAAUAAUACGCAAA
This is a messenger RNA of Labrus mixtus (cuckoo wrasse), 2350 nucleotides long. It is a transcript of the gene etv4, whose product is annotated as ETS variant transcription factor 4. Gene Ontology annotation, biological process: cell differentiation; regulation of transcription by RNA polymerase II. Lineage: Eukaryota; Metazoa; Chordata; Actinopteri; Labriformes; Labridae. Bases 460 to 2034 code for a protein of 524 amino acids. Gene Ontology annotation, cellular component: nucleus. The transcript is spliced from 13 exons. The record is from RefSeq and is a predicted model, not a curated record. Gene Ontology annotation, molecular function: DNA-binding transcription factor activity, RNA polymerase II-specific; sequence-specific DNA binding.